This is a messenger RNA of Helianthus annuus (common sunflower), 1706 nucleotides long. Its product is annotated as 11S globulin seed storage protein 2. The coding region runs from base 33 to 1571 and encodes 512 amino acids. NCBI's taxonomy places the organism in Eukaryota, Viridiplantae, Streptophyta, Magnoliopsida, Asterales, Asteraceae. Gene Ontology annotation, molecular function: nutrient reservoir activity. The record is from RefSeq and is a predicted model, not a curated record. The transcript has 4 exons.
CCCUUCCCUUACCCUCACACCACUUCUCAACAAUGGCUGCUACAAAACUCAUCCUCGGCUUCUUCCUUUGCCUCCUCGGCACCACCGUCCUCGCCACCACCCGCGCUCCCCGCCUCGGCAGCCCUGAGUUCUGCAACCUCCAGCAACUCUACACCUCCCAACCCAAUCAACGCCUCGAGUUCGAAGGUGGUUCCAUCGAGCACUACUGGAAUUUCAACGAUGAACAAUAUCAGUGUCUUGGAACGUAUCCGUCCAGGAUGACGUUGCAACCCAACUCUCUUUUCCUUCCGAGCUUCCAAUCAUACCCCCGUCUACUCUUCAUUGAACAAGGUGAAGGGAUUGUAGGAAUCCAACUUCCAGGAUGUGCUGAGACAUUUGACACUGGAGUGCAGCAACAACACAUGCAACAGCAGCAACAACAUCAGCAGCAACAGCAACAACAACAACAGCAGCAGCAACCACGAAGGAUGGGUGAACGGGGUAUGGAUUCCUCGGCAGACUCGCACCAGAAAGUACAUCGGUUCCGAGAAGGAGACAUCAUUGCCAUUCCUGCAGGUGCUGUCUACUGGACUUACAAUGAUAGGAACCAAGAAGUUGUAGCUAUCAUUGUUGAUGACGUCAACAACCCUGCCAACCAGCUCGACUUUCAAGCUAAGACAUCUUUCCUAGCUGGAGGCAUUUCAAGCGAGCACAUUCAAGGACAACAACAGUUUCAAGGACAACAAGGAAGACAAGGACAACAACAGAUUCACGGACAACAAAGCAGACAACAAGGAAGACAACAAGGCAGAAGGAGAAGUCCCUUUGGCGGGCAGGAGGAACUGACCAGAGACAAUGUAUACGCUGGUUUCGAUACUGAAUUACUCGCAGAGGCGUUUAACUGCGACCCUCAAAUCAUGAGGGCACUGCAGGAGUCCAGAAACCGCGGGGUUAUUGUCCAGGUACAGCAACAGAUGGAAUUCGUCACCCCUGAGGAAGAACAACAACAAAUGCACCAACGUAGAUCAAGAGGAGGACCAUCCAACGGUGUGGAAGAAACAAUAUGCAGUGCUAAACUUGUGUUCAACUUGGAUAACCAAAGAGAGGCUGAUGUCUUCAACCGCCAAGCUGGAAAACUCAACAUGGUCAACGAACACAAACUGCCCAUUCUAUCUCUCAUGGACCUCAGUGCCGAGAAAGGACACCUUCAACCGAAUGCAUUAUUCUCGCCACACUGGACAGUGAACAGCCACACAGUCGUCUACGUGCUCAACGGAGACGCACAGAUCCAGGUGGUGUCGAACAACGGUGAAGCUGUGUUGAACGAGCAAGUGAGCAGAGGUGACAUUUUCCCAGUGCCACAGUUCUUCGCAGCAACUGCUCGAGCUGGACAGAAUGGGUUCGAGUGGGUGGCGUUCAAGACCAACAGGGCUCCACUGAAGAGCCCAUUAGCCGGGUACACAUCGGUUUUCCGAGCCAUGCCGCUUGAGGUGAUCACCAACUCGUAUCAGGUGUCACCGAACCAGGCUCAGAGCUUGAAACUCAACAGGGAGACCGAGAGCCUACUGUUUUCUCCACAGAGGCAGUACUAGGCGAAGUAAAUGUCCGAGUACGAUGAGGCAGGCCUAUAAGCUAGACUAAGGUGGUGUCCUUUCGUUGUUUGUGUGUACGAGAAUAAAUAAAACUGUAUGAAUAAGAAGUUCAGAUGUUAUGGUUUUGUAUGUAAA